AUGUGUGAUACUAGUAGUCAAGUUCAAUUACCAGGUGGUCAAAAACAACGAAUUGCUAUUGCACGAUUACUUAUUCGUAAACCAAAAAUAGUUCUUUUUGAUGAAGCUACUUCUGCACUUAAUGCUGAAGUUGAAGAGAAAAUUAUGCAUAUAUUUAAUCAAACACGAAAAGAUCGAACUUGUGUUACAGUUGCUCAUCGUCUCUCAACUAUCAGAGAUAAUGAAAAGAUAAUUGUUUUAGUUCGUGGAAAACUUAAAGAAGAAGGAACUGAUGAACAAUUAUCCGCUAAUCCACAUGGAACAUAUUCUCAAUUACUUCUACCAGCUGGACUUAUUACAAUGACUACAAAAAAUACGUAUAAUACUGAAACUGAUUACUUUUAA
Molecule: messenger RNA, 384 nt
Organism: Rotaria sordida
Lineage: Eukaryota; Metazoa; Rotifera; Eurotatoria; Philodinida; Philodinidae
Source: the annotation of a GenBank genome assembly